AUUUAUGAUCACUAGAAAGGAAGAAAAUCUGCCACCGCCGUGUGCAAGUGCAUGCCAUAGAAAACUGAUCUAAUUAUAAGACGCUUGAAAUUUAUCGGCUUUCCUGACAGCAAUUUCCGACAGUUCCCUGUGAUACGCAUCUUUUUCUAAAACGGAUGCAUCGGUCCUGAGAGAUCUAAACUCCGUCCACUGCGUAAAAGGGGUUUUAGAGCUUUUGGCCUGUGGAUUUGGUGAAAUCAAUUUAGGAAGUAAAUCUACUUCACAGACAUCAACGUUGAAGGAUAUGAAGAAGAGUAGUACCAAAAGUUCUACUGUUGCAAUGUUCCGAUUACGAUCGGAUCGAUUCUCAUCGGGCGACAACAUUCCGCUAGUGUUCCACCGCCAAAUGAAUGGUGAUAUUUCGUUGCAAAUAGAUGGAAACUCAAAAUCCAUCAUUCGGAGCAUGGCGGUCCCUUUCUCUAACAAGUCUGACUUCAUCUACUCGACACAAUCAUCUGAUGAAAGCGAAUUUGUAAGGAUGCAGAUGCUCGUUGAACAAUUUCCAAUAGAAAACCCUGACGUCGCCAAGGCGCUUGUUAGCCAUAUUAUUGAGCUAAUGCGAACUACUAAUUCUGUGACUUUGAAAUGUGAUUUAAAUGCUUACCUGAAUAACAUUAGUAUUAGUCGUAACUUAUCUAUAAAAGAAUGCUCCACUCAAAGUCGAGCUGAAGCAACAACAGUCAUCCCAGUUUCUCACCGUCGACACGGCUCGUAUACAAAGUUUGACGAUUUGUUGAUUUUGGUUGCAAAUGAGAAGUCACUCCUAAAACGUGCGCAAGUUGAAUCUCAAGGCAGACUAUUACCACGAUUGCGAUUAUGUGGUGGUGGAGAAGAUUCCAUCAACAACGGCACCAGCGCAUGGGGAACUCCACCUGGGGCAGCAAGCGGUUCUAGCGCUUGGGGGAUUCCCAAUCAACAACCACCACCCUCUGCUUGGGGUGGUACUGGAGGCAACGUUAACAACACUAAUAAUAUAAACAACAACAACAAUCAACCAGCAACGAGUCAAUCGCAACGCCAACAGCAGCCAUCACAACAAUCACAGGAUCAGAAUGCUAAUAAAGCACCACAACCGAUUCCAAACACCACUAACAGUCCUCCGAACGCAUGGAAUCGCAAUCCACCAUCCUCCGUUGGACCGAAUCCGAAUAUUGCGAACAACAAUAAUCAACAACCUCCAUCGCAGCAGCAACCGCAACCUCCACAGCAACAGCAGCAACAACCGCAGCUAGUACUGGCUAACAAUGGUAACGUUGCAGCGAAAAGUCAAUUGGAGCAGUUGAGUAACUUGAGAGAGGCUCUGUUCAGCCAAGAUGGUUGGGGCUGCCAGCAUGUUAACCAGGAUACAAACUGGGAAGUACCAGGAUCACCGGAACCCGGCAAACCCGAACAAAACAACGCAGCCGGUGGACCGCCAAACCCAGCAGCUACGAAUUGGAAACCAUGCACCCAGAACAAUGGCACCGAGCUUUGGGAAGCCAAUUUGCGGAACGGUGGUCAACCACCGCCGCAGCCUCCACAAAUCCAGAAAGCUCCUUGGGGACCGUCUACUAAUAUUGGAGGAACGUGGGGUGAAGACGACGAUUCGGCAGAGGCGAACGUUUGGAAUGGAGGACCAGUUGCAAAUCAACAAGCGGCUGUGCCGCAAGCAUGGGGUCAAGCUAAUCCUCCCAUGUGGCCUCCGGGUGCUGGGCCUAACCCUGCAGUUGUCAAGAAAGAAAAUGAUUGGGCUCCAGUGGGAGUGAUUGGUGGAAGCUCAGGAACAGCACCACCACUUCCCCCAACUGUUUCUUCCUGGGAUACAAGAAGUGGUUCAGUUCCAGCUGUGAAUAUCCCAGGACCAAUUGGUCAGAACACACCUAUUGAUGCCGCUCGUGAAAUUCGAGGUGAUCCACGUGGUAUAUCCGGUCGCUUGAAUGGAAAUGUCGGAAUGUGGGACCAAUCAAAUGUUCCCAAUAUGCAAAAUGCAUCCACAAAGAUGCCACAGAGUGCUAUUCCGGCACCUGCCGUUCCUGGUCUUGGUAAUCAGUGGAAUACACCCGUGCCGAACAAGCUUCCUGGCUGGGAUGAUACACCAUCACCGAUGGCGCCGAGGCCUUCGGUUGAUGAAGGUCCUACUGCAUUGUGGAAUCAGGGACCGUUGUCUCGACAAAAUUCAAACAUAUCCAACUGGAAGGACAUGUCGGAAAAUAUUGCACGCAACCCUAUGGCCCGUGCACCUUUGGGUGGAGGGAAUAAUCUGCCUUUAGGUCCCGUCAAUCGAGCGGUCCGCUUAGGUGGUAUGAAUCCAGGAAUGAAACCAGACAACAGCAUGUGGGGGCAAAACCCAGGACUGCCUCUCAAUGGUUCUUGGGAAGAACCGACUGUUAAUAGCUGGGAGGACAAAGGUAUUGGCAACAGUGGUCCAUGGAACGAUUUCGGGCAAAAUAAUCUGUGGAACAAAAGUAAACAGAGUGCAAGUGGUUGGCCUGAUUCCAACGAUAUGAUGGGCGGCGGUUCUGGUAAUGAUUGGACAAUGAAUAAACCACCAAAUAAGAUGAGUCCAGCUGAGUUCAUCCGCAGUAGUAAACAGUAUCGCAUGUUGUGUGAGAACGGAUUUAAGAAAGAAGAUGUGGAAUUGGCGUUAAGAUCAACAAACAUGAACUUUGAAGAAUCGUUAGACUUGUUACAGCGUCAUGGUGGCGGUGGAGCUCUUAACGAUUGGCGCCGUCCAGAUGAUCAUCCUAAUAAUGCAUUUGAUGCACCAUUUUCCAAUCGAUUCCCAUCAGGGCAUGGCGGAGGAAUGCCUUUCUCACAGGGCCCUUCGGGUCACUCGUCAUUCUCACAAGGUCCCAAUCCAUUAGUAGCAGCAGCAGCCGGAGGCGGUAAUCCACAAAAUUUGCAAGCACAACCAUCAACGCAACAGUUAAGAAUGCUUGUGCAACAAAUUCAAAUGGCUGUACACGCGGGUUUUCUAAACCAUCAGAUAUUAAACCAACCUUUGGCACCACAAACCCUACUUCUACUGAAUCAGUUGCUCAAUCACAUUAGGCAAAUGCAACACAUCCAGAGCAACCUCGCUAGGAGUGGUGGUGCGACGGGAGUUAGCACAGUGCAGUUAACAAUGCAAAUAAAUAAACAUAAAGCCCAGAUCUCGCAGUUGCAACAACAAAUUGCUGCACAACAAGCAAAUUAUGUCAAGCAGCAACAACAACAGCAUCAAUUAGGUGGACCACACCAACCGCCUGGAACCCCAGGUGGUAUCAGUUCUGGUUUGGGUGGUGCAGAUUUUCUACGACAGCAGGAUCUAGUUGCACUGCAGAAUAAUUUUGCCGAUAUGGCUUUAGGUAAAGAACCAGUAACACCAACUGGUGUCUUUCCUGCAGGUGCUGCCGCUGCUGCAGCUGGCGUAAAUCCUACUGCGGCUGGAGGAGCACCUUCAGUCACUAGUCAACAGUCUCGUCUCAAUCAAUGGAAAUUACCGUCACUAGAUAAAGACAACGGUGCUGGUGGCUCCAAUGAUCUCACGGAUUUCUCACGUGCACCAGGCACAACCGCCAAAUCAACACUGUCAACUACUAGUUCCAACAUCGGCUCUCUAGGGCUUCAAGAUGGAACCUGGUCUUCCGGCCGUUCCAAUCUGGCUGAUGGCUGGCCUGAUCAAUCAUCCGGGGAGUCCGGAAACAAAGAAUGGGCGCCAGCGCAGGACAACGCGGCCUUUUCUGAUCUGGUUCCGGAAUUUGAACCCGGCAAGCCUUGGAAGGUACAGGGAACGCAGAUGAAGAUCGAGGAAGAUCCCAGUAUUACCCCGGGUAGUGUAGCACGCGGCCCACUGUCACUUGUCACAGCAAAAGAAACAGAUCUUUUUGGCGUCCCUGGAGGCAAAACAUCACCCAAUGACGGAAUGGGACUAGCGUCUUCCACUUGGAGUUUCAAUGCAUCCCAGUCAUCUUCGAAAAUGGUCGGUGGAACCAAUGUAAGUAAGGCUGGAGCCGGAGGUUGGCCCGAAAAUAUGACAUCCUCUGCAACACCUGGUAGCAGUUCAGAUCUAUGGGGUAACACAAUGGGUAAAACUACUCGUGGGCCGCCUCCUGGAUUAGGUGCUAACAAAAAUGCAGCUGCCGCAAACGGCUGGUCCGGUGCAGGUACAGGUGCUCAACGCCCCGGAAACAACUGGUCUAGCGGAAAUGGAUGGGGAUCUACUUGGUUGUUAUUGAAAAAUCUCACUUCGCAGAUCGACGGUGCCACAUUGCGAACUUUAUGCAUGCAACAUGGACCUUUGCUGAGCCUGCAACUCUUUUCCAAUCACGGUCUAGCGCUUUGCAAAUACUCUUCUCGUGAGGAGGCUAAUAAAGCUCAACAGGCACUCAAUAAUUGUUCCCUGGGAAGCACGACGAUCGGAGCAGAAUCGCCAAGCGAAACGGAAGUACAAGGUUACUUACAGCAGCUUGGUGUCCCAACAGCGAAUGUUCCACUUGGAGGUGGUGGAAAUGUGUUGCCUCCUCCCAGCAGCAGCAGCAGCAGCAAUGUUACGAGUGUCUCUCAAUCUUGGCGUCAUACUCCUAGAUCUGGUGGUGCUGAUACGUGGGGAUCAGGAUGGCCGCCGUCUAGCACUGGAGGUGGCAGCAACCUCUGGGCACCACUCGAGGGAGGCACUGAACGGGGAACUCCUUCCAAUUUGAACUCAUUUUUGCCAGAAAGUUUACUCGGUACUGAACUAAAUUAAAAACCGCACCUUUACCUCUCUCCACAUUCAAAAUGGUCUCGAGAGCAUCAUAAGGCGUUGAAAGUUUAAUUACUUAUUCUUUUUUUCUGCUAGAAGGUUGUGUUUUACGUAUAUAUUUUAAAAGGAAUACUAUUUAUUGUUUAUAAUUUUCUUUGUGAAAUAAAAGAAAAUCACACAAUUGCAUUCAGAAAUGUGAAAAAAGUCUUUGUUUUUAGUUGAUUUUGUUGAUGCUUAUUUGCGCUACUUAGGAAUCGUCCCGUUGGAACCCUUAAGUCAUAAGAAAACAGAAGAAAGUAAAUCUAACAAACAAAAAAACAUGCAAUUCUCUAGCGGUGAUUUUAAAUGUUUCGAUCCUAAGAUGGAAACCGUUGUUAAAAAGCAUACAUAAUAAGGCGCACUAACAAAACCACUUACUCAAAAAUACAAAUUUACAACGCCCCCUUCCCUUUAUUCAGAUCUGUUGAAAUCCUAGUCGAAUCGCGAAAAGUAAACUUAUACCUAUACACAGACACAAUGAUGGCUAGAAAAGAAAUAACUAAGGAAAACUAAUCACGCGCAUUUUUUUUCCUUCAACUAUUGCAAACGUGUGAGAGUACACAACAUAACUUUUUCUAGUUAUUGAAUAUGAAAAAAAAAACGUUUUAAUAUUCAUAUAGUGGAAACUUUGAACAGUGUAAACUAGUUUGAGUAGUGAAAAGAAAACAAAUAAAUGAGACAUACACAUUUAGUAUUAAUGGCAAAAUAGCAGUCAGUUUUUUAGCUUUUAAGAUAAGUAGAGAUACAUUAAAACAGAGAUAUAGAAAUUUGAGGUAUAUGAGAAAAUUCAAACUAUAUUUAUUAAUUUUAAUAUACAUCAAGGCAAGAACAUUAAAUUUACUGUAUAUGAGGAAUAUACAUGAAUGUUAUUAUUGAAUUAUUUUUGAAUUUAUUUAGAUAUCUGAAUAAAAGAGCAUGAAAUUGCAACACG
Uranotaenia lowii is the source of this 5711-nucleotide messenger RNA. Its product is annotated as protein Gawky-like. Bases 284 to 4744 code for a protein of 1486 amino acids. The transcript is spliced from 11 exons. Gene Ontology annotation, biological process: positive regulation of nuclear-transcribed mRNA poly(A) tail shortening; miRNA-mediated gene silencing by inhibition of translation. The record is from RefSeq and is a predicted model, not a curated record. Gene Ontology annotation, cellular component: nucleoplasm; P-body. NCBI's taxonomy places the organism in Eukaryota, Metazoa, Arthropoda, Insecta, Diptera, Culicidae. Gene Ontology annotation, molecular function: protein binding; RNA binding.